AUGUCAGAUGAUGAUGAUUUUACAGAUGAGAUGUUCUACGAUGAUGAUGAUUUGCAAGAGGAAGAAGAACUAGAUUGGCAAACGGUUGUCGAAGAAGAAGACGGGAAGGAAGUGAUGAUCAACACAAACAAUGUAAGAUACUGUUAUAAGAAAAUAUUGGGAGUAAAUAGAAGGUUUUCCAAUCCAUACGAUAUGUGCGUAGAUAAUAAUCAAGAACUGAUAUUUGUUUGUGAUUCAGGAAAUAACGCUAUUCAAGUGUUUGAGUUAAAUACAUACGAAUGGAAAUACAAAAUUGAUUGUGGUGCAGAUAUUCCAUUUUAUAUUGAGUUCAAUCCAGAGGAUUCAACAAUAUUAUUUGGAUCAAAUGAUAAUACAUUGUACAAAUAUUCAGUCUUUGGAAAAUUAAUUUGGAAAACUACUGGUGGUUUUAAUUUACCUUCUGGAAUUGCUAUUGAUUUCAAUUCAAAGGAGCGAAAUAUUUAUCUUUGUGAUCAAGCAAAUAAUAGAAUUCUUGUUUUAGAUUCCAACGGUAAUUAUGUGAGGGAAUUUGGAAAACAUGGAAGUGGGAAUUUGGAAUUUAUUCAAUCAAGAAAUAUUUGUUUCGGAAAUGAUGAUAAUUUAAUUAUUACAGAUAGAUACAAUCAUAGAGUUCAAAUAAUAUCUAAGGAGGGAAAGUUUAUCAAAAGUUUUGGUAAACGAGGAAGGGAAAAUGGCGAGUUCAAUGAGCCAUGUUCUGUCUGUGUUGAGAAAAGAACUGGAAAUAUUUAUGUUUCAGAUAGCUUUAAUGAUAGAAUACAGAUAUUCACAUCUGAGGGAGAAUAUCUCGAGAGUGUUACUGGUGUUGAUUAUCCUCUGGGUAUCUCUUUGAAUGACCGAAAUGGAGACCUACUUGUUACUGAGUGGAGAUCAGGCAGAGUAGUUAUACUGAAAGAUAAUUUCUUCAUUUCAAGAUAUGAAGAACAUAUCAGAAGGAAAAUGUAUAAAACAACUUGGAGAUGUGAUGUUAGCAUCACUUCUGUUGAUGAUUGUGAAUAA
Naegleria gruberi is the source of this 1035-nucleotide messenger RNA. RefSeq lists its product as uncharacterized. Lineage: Eukaryota; Heterolobosea; Eutetramitea; Acrasida; Naegleriidae. Gene Ontology annotation, biological process: protein polyubiquitination; proteasome-mediated ubiquitin-dependent protein catabolic process. The transcript has a single exon. Gene Ontology annotation, molecular function: ubiquitin protein ligase activity; protein binding. Bases 1 to 1035 code for a protein of 344 amino acids. The record is from RefSeq and is a predicted model, not a curated record.